Messenger RNA from Scatophagus argus, 4095 nucleotides. Its product is annotated as AN1-type zinc finger protein 3-like. NCBI's taxonomy places the organism in Eukaryota, Metazoa, Chordata, Actinopteri, Scatophagidae. The transcript has 7 exons. Gene Ontology annotation, molecular function: DNA binding; zinc ion binding. The record is from RefSeq and is a predicted model, not a curated record. Bases 761 to 1354 code for a protein of 197 amino acids.
CGCUUGAUGCUGCAGUCACAUUUCAGUUUGAGUCGCUGUUUUUGCCUUCAUUUCGUUGGGCAAUAUUGACAUUUCUGGUUUGAUGGACGCGUUUCCGGCCCAGCAUACUUCGUACCAGCGACGUGUGAAUAGGGGUGGUCAUGAACUGAUAAGAGGGGAAGGCCUAACUCAGCGUCUUUAUUUCUUCUUUUCUCCUACCCUCCCACGUAUUUAAUGUCGCCAUAACUGCAUUUAAUCUAUACCGGUGGACAGCUGGUGAUUUUUCUCAGCUUACUGGUGUCGACUAAAGCACCGGGGCGCCCCCCUCUUUUUGUUUGUCGGUCGUAACGUCCCAACGUCCAGCUGAUUGCUUUGAGUGCCGUUCAAUUAUUCCAGCUCAAACUGAGCCGUUUUCUUUGACUCAACGGAAGGCUUCGUGGCCGAAACGGGCCAACUUCGCCACCUUUUUUUCACCGACUUGUGGACUUAAAAUACAGAGGACAGUUAUCUUUUUGUCUAACUUCAGUGUUGGAUCGUUUUUCUCACUGGACGACCAGGCCCCGGACUCAUCCCCAGCCUCGCGUUUCCAUAUCGGUUUUUGUUGGAAGUCAUGGGAGACACAAGUGAACGAAGCAAACCUCCGAGUCUUCCUCCCCGGUGUCCCUGUGGAUUUUGGGGGUCCAGUAAAACCAUGAACCUCUGCUCCAAAUGUUUUGCUGUGACUCCUCCAGUCUGGUUCAGGAGGAUGGGUUGAGGGUGCACUGCAGCCCUGUCGGUGGCCAUGGCAACCAACAUCCAGAAGAAGCAGCCAGGAGAGGACUGCACCUCCAAGCCUAUCCAAAGCACUGGGAGUAGCCAAUCACCAGUUUUCAGUAGCGAGACGAGCAGUAGCAGUAGCCAAUCCCUAUUGUCAUCACCGCCCUCCAGCUCCGAGCAGCCGUCGGCCGAAGAGCCCUCGCCCACGUUUCCCAGCACGAGGGAAGGCGUGUCGUCCACGGAAACAGCCCAAGGCACACUCUGCACACCCACAAAACGUCCACGGGAAUCGGCGUCGGGCUCGGAGAGCGAGGCCACGCCAGAGAAACGGCCACGGACAGACGGAAAAGAAGGCGGCAGCGAGGAGGCCCGCGGGACGCCCAAGCAGAAGAAUCGCCGGCGCUGCUAUCGCUGCCAAACCAAACUAGAGCUGGUGCAGCAGGAACUGGGCUCCUGCCGCUGUGGCUAUGUAUUCUGCAUGCUCCACCGUCUACCCGAGCAACACGACUGUCUGUUCGACCAUCUGGGCCGCGGGCGUGAGGAGGCCGUCCUCAAGAUGGUGAAGCUGGACCGCAAGGUGGGCCGCUCGUGCCAACGCAUCGGGGAGGAGUGUUCCUGAUUGGCUGGCCCUCCAGUUAGAGAUGAGGCGCUUACAAAGAGGAGGAGGAGGUGGUGGAAGGAGAGCUAGGAGGAAUGACAAAUGGGGUGAUGGGUGGGUGGGGGAGGGAGGGAGGGUGGUAGGGAGGCAAGAACAGGAGGAGGAGGAGGACAAGGAUGGGAGGUAGUGCAGUCGCAACAUCCUGCAUCUGACCUGACAAUUCUGGAUCUGAGCUCGACGCUGCCUUGUAGAUGUCCUGAUUUCCUGUGUGGAGCGUCUGUUUGGACUUGGCUCUGGAUGGGGCCGCUUGGGGGGCCAACAGGGGGCCUGGUGGUUGUUCUGUGGAGCCACGUUCAGUAUCGCAUGUUCACACACACAGCCUUAACCCGACCCCCCCAGUCUUCAGAGGAAGGACAAAUCCAGUCAGUCGUGCAUCAUGCACAGCUCCGCUGUUUCUCAUCACGGUUUCCUCCUCUUUACUCGUGCUUUUUUUUUUCCAAAACAGGAAGUUUUGAAAGGCGAACUGUUGUAGCGCUCAGCUGAACUGAUCCGUGUGGAUUGUCAUUCAACAAGGUUGUUUUUUGUUUUAUUUUCCAUUUCUUGGUCGUGGGUGAGGAGUGUAGCUCUAUCCCAUGACUGCUCCUCAGGUCGUCAUCAAGGGGUUGGAGUAUCAAACCUGUAACCCCACCUUCCUCUUCUCCUUCUCCUUCUCCUUCUUUUCUUCCACCAACAUUAAGGUCCAUGUGCAGCAUCACUCACUGUGUUUUGCUCAUGCAUGGUACCUGCAACAGUGUGUUUGUGCAGGUUUGAGUGUGGUAAUAUGAGGCAGUCCAAGGAUGCUGUCAUGUAUUUUUUUUUCUCUCUCUCGUGUGGCCGUCAUGGUGAUUAGCUCUGUUUUUACUGCUUAACCACGGUGUCGUGGUGGACAAUACAGCCAAUCCCUGCCUCUGCUCACAUGGACUGUUGACAAAAAGAAAAACACUUAAAAAAACAAAACAAAAAAAAACCAAUGGACAAAAGUCACUUGGAUGAAUCCUCUGUGUAGCAGAUCCUCUUCUCUCUCUUUCCCUCCCCUUUUUCAAUAUACUGAGUAGUACUGUUGUUUUAUGUUAAGGGGAAUACGACUGAAUAUUUGUAUUCAAAUGAAGAGUUCUUCACCAAAACGCCAUGUGUUCAUUGAUUAAAAACAAUUACUCGAAGUUCAUCACUGAGUGUCUCUAUAGUUGUAGACGAUCAGUCGAGAGUGCUAAACUGAAUACAUAAAUUACUUACUACCCUUUAAAAUUGUUCUAUAAUUUAUUUCUUAUUUUGUGUUUUGUGGGUAGGAUUAGCUGUCAUUUAAUCUUCAGAUUGGGGGGUGUCUGUUUGCGACAUAAUUCUUGCAAUGUUACAGUUUCUUUCUUUUUUUUUCCCCACAUUAGUUGUCACCCUGGGCUUCAUUUCUGCUGGAGAUCCUUCCCUAAUUUGAUGAGAGAUGGCUUUGUGCCACAGUUUCAAUCAGUGAUGUCAGUGGAAAUUAGUUUUGAGUUUGAGAAAUUAACCAGAAAGCUGGUUACCUUGGAGAUGUUAAAGCAAAAAAUCCCACCCGGGUUGGUGAAGUAACGGCAGCCAGACGUGAAGUUCUGAAUGUGGCCUAACUCUUCAAGUCGCCACUUCAGCAAAGUAAUCAUGAUUGGUUCUCUUCAGUUUUGCUGUUAAUUAACCUCAGAUGACUGUAGGUGUAGGACUCAUUAAUGUGACCUCAAGACUCCCAUCUUGUCGAGGUUAUGCAUCUCUUGGCAUCACAGGUUCAAACUGUCUGCGGUGUUUGAUGCAUCAGCUGGUUUUGGCUCCAGAAGUAACGUGAAUUCUUAAAUUGAGUGGUUUUCCCUGUCCUCAUAUGUUUUUGUCUUUGUUCGUCACUGUUUCUGACCCUGCUCUUAAUCAGCCUACACAGCCUGACUGCUUGGACUUUGUGCUGUGCAUAUCGUUCAGUUGCACACCUCUUUCUUCCCCUCUUCUCCUGAGAGGUGCUCGACCCAAAAUCAACUUUUUUUGAAUGUGAUGAUGCAGAAGCUAACUUUUUUUUUUUUUUUUUUUAAAUUUUAAUUUUUGUCAUUUUGUUUUGCAUUUGGCACAUAUUGUAGGUGCAUUGAAAUUUGUGAUUUGUUUAUUACAGGUACGGGAUUAUCAUAAAAUGUACUCUGCAGCAUUACAGGAAGUGCAGUCAGAUGAUGAUGGUGUUGAAUUGUAUAUUACUGUUUUUCUAUUUCGAGAACCAAGAAAUAUGAAGUAGGUUCCCCUGAAUGGCAGGGAAAUCAGAAAAGUUUUUUCUUUUUCUUUUGGUUUUUUUUUGCAAAUGGACUUCAUCAAAGUUGAUUCAGGUGGAGAGCCCUUACAACCAGACACCACUUAACUAUGCUAACCCUCAUACACAAGUUAUUGUUUCUUCUGUCCAUCACCUUGUCCCACGCCGCUCGUCUUUUCCAAUGAGAACACAGCGAAGGACAAAGGGAGCUUGGCUGGUUCUUAUUUUGAUAUUUUGAAAACCUUGUUCCUUUUUUGAGUGCUAAUGAGAAAUGGAAGAAAUGGAUUAUCUUUCUGUACCUUUUAGAGAAAAAAAUUAUUUAACCUUAUAUCAGUUUGAGUUACUUACACCCUAGCAUAGAGUGGCAUAUUUAGUUAAAUGUAUAAAAAAAACAAGAACAUAAUUCUGUCCUAUUUUCUCAUUUAAUUUUAUGGUGUUCCAUUUUCUGCUGAGGAAAAUAAACUGGAUUAGAGGA